This is a messenger RNA of Ichthyophthirius multifiliis, 1323 nucleotides long. RefSeq lists its product as hypothetical. NCBI's taxonomy places the organism in Eukaryota, Ciliophora, Oligohymenophorea, Hymenostomatida. The record is from RefSeq and is a predicted model, not a curated record. The transcript has 4 exons.
AAUAACCAAAUACUAUGGAUAGAAUACUAUUGAAUGCUAAUUUAGGCGGGGUAAUGUUAAAUUUUGAAAACGAAUGCGUUUUUACAUAAUCUACAUGCAUAGAUAGUAAUUUAUCAGUCCCAAGUGGGAGUAUUUCUUAAUUAAAUAUAUAAAAAUUUGUGUAAUAAGGUCAAGGAAUCAAAUAGACGUUAAAAGAAUACAGAAUUAAAUAACAUUUAUUAAAAAUAAGUAAUUAAUUUUGUAAAAAAAUCUCUAAAAAAUAAGAUAAUAAACCCAAAAUAUAUGUUAAUAAAUCUACUGAUACUAACGAAGAUUUAAAAUUCGCUAAAAUGUAAUAUGAUAAAAUUGAAAAAGAUAAUCAAAUAAACUAAAUAUAAAAAGACACAGAAGAAAAUAUUUAAGAAAUAUCCAAGUUUUUAUCAAAAACAUCUAAAUUAUAAGCAACAUACUCAGGUGUAUCUGAAUAAAUUAAAGAAAUAAAAGCUGCUCUAAGAAAAAAAAAAUUCGAUACCGAUUAAAUGUUAGCUAAGUAAAACUAAGAAAAAUAAAGAGAAGAAUAAAAUUAUGAUUUUGAAGACGAAUUUUAAGAAAUAAAAAAAUACAUAGAACAAGAAUUUAUUGACGUUUAAAAAGAAACAGCUUAAAAAAUUUUGGAUUAUAUAAAACGCAUUUUAAAAGAAAAAUCUUAAAAGCCUUAUUUUUAAAACCAAACUAAAACAUAAAAAGAAAAAGGAAAAAGCGGGAAUUCAUAGUAAAAAGGGUCAUAAAUGGAAGUUUAACAAUUAAAAGAUAAACUAGGUCUACUGGAAUAAAAAGUAGAGGAAAAUACAACUGAAUUAGAUAAAAAAUCCGAAGAAAUAAAAGACUUGAAAUUCUAAGUAGAAUAUAAAGAAAAAGAUUUAAUAAAAUUAAAUUAUGAGGUAACUUAAUAAAAAGAUGAUUUAAAUAAAGCCGAAGUUGAUAAGAAAUAAUUAUCUAUUUAAAUCGAAAAAAUUAAAUAUUAAUAAGAUCAUAAUUAACUCAUGAAAUAAAAAGAGGAAAAAGAAAAAGAAAAAAUAUAAAAAAAACUUGAAAAAUCAGAAGAAAGAGCUUAAGAUAUUGAAAUAUAAUAUUUUAUGUUAAAAGAAGAACUUUUAAAAAUAUAAUUUAUGAUGAAAUCUCUUGAUUCUAAAGAAUAAAAUAAUAUGUAAACUUUAUGUUAAAUGAUAAUGGAGAGUGGAAUAAAUAUUGAAGAUUAAAAAAAGGCUUUAAUGAAGAUUUAAUAGUAUUAUUAAGAAAAUCCAGGAAGUAAUUAAUAAAUAAAUAUCGAAAGAUAGGAAUUUA